AUGCCUUUCAAGAAAUUCAGGCCGAAGUUCUCCAUUUACCAAGUUUGCGUAACUAUACUCGAAGCAAAGCACUUGCCGCAAAAUGCGAAUCCGCUGGUCGUCGUCAAAGUUGGAAAUCGCAAGAGAAGGACAGUGGUACGCGAGAGGACCGAUAAUCCUAUUUACAAUGAGUACUUCGUAUUCGACUUGACGUGCAGUUUGGAAAAUCUGCUAAACACGGGAAUCACGAUAGCGGUGUACCUACGGAACUUUCUUCGGCGACUAAAGUUUCACGGAAGCACUUCCUUCGAAGUUGCCACAGUAUGGGAACAACCAGAUCGUCAGUACUAUCACAAGUGGGCUGUGUUGACAGACCCGAAGGAUCUGACGGCGGGCCCGAAGGGUUACGUAAAGUGCAACAUCACGGUGAACGUCAAGGAUGAGAAAGUGAAGGUGCACCCAGAAACAGUGGAUGAAGACGACAUCGAAGGGAAUCUACUGCUUCCUAUCGGCGGUGAGGGGCUGCCCUUCAGGCAACGCGCUCGAUACGUCUUCGUCGUUUAUCGCGCUGAUGGUCUGCCCGAU
Molecule: messenger RNA, 564 nt
Organism: Vollenhovia emeryi
Lineage: Eukaryota; Metazoa; Arthropoda; Insecta; Hymenoptera; Formicidae
Product: otoferlin-like
Exons: 4
Biological process (GO): plasma membrane organization
Source: RefSeq, a predicted model, not a curated record